GGGUUCACAACCACUUCAUAAGAAGUUUAAAAUAAUAUGUGAAAUCAAUAAUAUGGAGGUAUUGAAACCAAUUCUUGAUGUUGCUACUAGGUGGAACUCAAGUUAUGAAAUGGUUGAAUGGGCUUUGAAACUACAAAAUAUGUUGGAUGCUAUUAUACAUGCUAAGGGUGAUUUAAAUGAUAAUGUUCUUACUAAAGUAGAAUAG
Messenger RNA from Dentiscutata erythropus, 205 nucleotides. Lineage: Eukaryota; Fungi; Glomeromycota; Glomeromycetes; Diversisporales; Gigasporaceae. The record is from the annotation of a GenBank genome assembly.